Molecule: messenger RNA, 828 nt
Organism: Triticum turgidum subsp. durum (durum wheat)
Lineage: Eukaryota; Viridiplantae; Streptophyta; Magnoliopsida; Poales; Poaceae
Source: the annotation of a GenBank genome assembly
AUGGCAAUAGACCACGCGUCCCCUCUCGCGCUCAAGAGCGGCGGCGCCACGGGAGGAGCGGGGUGCGAGGACGAGGAGGCGGAGAACCAGCGGUGGCCGCCGUGGCUGAAGCCGCUGCUGGCGACGAGCUUCUUCGUGCAAUGCCGGGCGCACGCCGACGCGCACAAGAGCGAGUGCAACAUGUACUGCCUCGACUGCGUCAACGGCGCGCUCUGCUCGCUCUGCCUCGCCCACCACCGCGACCACCACGCCAUCCAGAUUCGGAGGUCGUCGUACCACGACGUGAUCCGGGCGUCGGAGAUACAGAGGGUGCUGGACAUCACCGGCGUGCAGACGUACAUCAUCAACAGCGCGCGCGUGGUGUUCCUCAACGAGCGCCCGCAGCCGAGGCCGGGCAAGGGGGUCACCAACACCUGCGAGGUCUGCGAGCGCAGCCUCCUCGACUCCUUCCGCUUCUGCUCCCUCGGAUGCAAAGUAUGCAUAUGUCCUCCUUACAAUCCAAGCUUCGGCCAUGGCCUGGCGCAUUGCAAGCUGGUAACCAGCACGGCAUCUUCUGCCCCACAGAUUGUAGGCACGUCCGGCGGCCACCGGCCGAGGAAGAAGCACGGCGGCAAGAAGAAGAAGAGAGCGGCGGUCAAGGAUGCGCGGUCGGACUCGGAGCACUCGUGCACGAGCACAAGCGGCGGCAGCAGCGACAAGAGCAGCGUGGUGCAGAGCUUCUCGCCGUCGACCCCGCCGGCCACCUCCAGCAGCUACCGCGCCGGCAACAAGCGCCGCAAGGGCAUCCCGCACCGGUCGCCGUUCGGCAGCCUCAUCGUGGAGUACUAA